Drosophila ananassae is the source of this 3276-nucleotide messenger RNA. RefSeq names its product RNA-binding protein 5-A. Gene Ontology annotation, biological process: mRNA splicing, via spliceosome. Gene Ontology annotation, molecular function: RNA binding. Bases 196 to 3165 code for a protein of 989 amino acids. The transcript is spliced from 12 exons. Gene Ontology annotation, cellular component: nucleus. Lineage: Eukaryota; Metazoa; Arthropoda; Insecta; Diptera; Drosophilidae. The record is from RefSeq and is a predicted model, not a curated record.
UGCAGUUAUCGAUAACAUUGUUCCCGUGGAGAAUGGCAAGAAUUUUUCGGAAAAAAGAUACGCACGGAUUAGGGCACCGGGGCUUAAGUGUUAAUUAGAUAAUUUAUAGGAAACUGCCGAGCCACAGAUAACCGCGCCUGCAUUGAAUGACUUCCGGUCUGUUGGAAAAACAAAAAAUUCCCCAUAUCCGGACUGAUGGACUCGCGUAAUCGAGGCUUUUCGUCGGGUGGUGGAAGUGACUGUGGGGGAAGGGGCAACUACCAGAGGUCCCGGUCGCGCUACAGCAGAUCCCGGUCCCGCUCACGAGAAAGGAAUCGCGGGUAUGCCGGAUCCAGGCACCGAAAUUCCCGGUCACGAAGUCGGGAUCGGUCACCGAACUACCGGCACGACCAACGAGGUGGUAGAGCUGGAGGUGGCGGGGACCCUGAUCUGUAUCAGAACCUGAUCCACGAUGAUUAUCGGGAUGACCAGCGCACCUUCAACUCCCGAAACAACUUCGAACAUCGGCCAUUCCGCCGCGAGGAGAACUUUGAGCAUCGGAAUAGGGACAGGGAUAGAGGUCAGAACAAUUUUGAGAACGAGCAUCGCUGGCGGGAUGCAGAUUCCCGCGAGAGGAGCCCCAUGGAGAGGUUUCCAGAAAGAGAGCAAAGCCGUCCCUGGAACAGAAACUACGAGCAUGAUGAUAGAGGCAGGAGCAACGAAAGGAACAUGCGUUCCCGAGAUAAUCGGUCACACAACGGUGGUGGAAAUAAUGGGCGGAUGGGCAGCCGAGAUCGGGAACGGGACAGGGACCGGGAACGGGAUCGCGAAUGGGACAGAGAGCGCGACCGGAGAGGUUCGUCGGAAGAGGACAGUGAUGAGGGUCAGAUGCGGCGGAAUCAAAGUAGACAUGUGACCGAAGCGCUCAACAUAAUAAUUAUCUUUGGACUCUCGAAGCAAAUAACAAAGGCAGAUAUCAUGAGUGAACUGAUUAAGGUGAACAUGGAGCCAGCAUGCAUUCGGAUCAUCCGGAAACAUGGCGCAGAUUCAUCACGCGGUAUAGCGUUUGUCGAGUUUAACACCGUUGAGGAGGCAAAGCAAUGGAUGGAUAUAACUCAGGGCGUUAUUUCUCUGGGAGAUCAAAGACUCACCAUGCAGUACAGUCAUAAACGCAUUCAGGAUUGGAACUGCAACAAGUGUGGUGUUUGUAACUUCAAGUUUCGAUUCUAUUGUUUUGUGUGUAAAACAUCUCGAGAGGAGGGAGAGGCUGUAUUUUCUGGUGGCAGCGAGGGCAUAGACGAAGUCAGCAGCAUCCUUACCAAAAGAAUCAUGCUGCGCAACCUGGACGCUUUGGCGAAUGAGGAGAGCGUGCUGACUGCCCUCCAGCAGCAUAUUCCGGACCUGGCCAAGACUGUCAGCAAGGUGCUGAUUAGUCGGGACACUCUUACUCAGGCAUCGAGAGGCAUUUGCUACCUCAAUUUCGACACGCUGGUCGACUCAAUGAACACAUACAAUGCACUGACUGCGCUGCAGCCGCCACUGAUAUUGGAUGACAGAAAUGUUGCCAUUACAUAUUGCAUUGAUUCGGAGGAUCGUCAAAAGUUGCCGCAGGACUCGAAUGCGACUUCGGCAGGUGACAGAGACAAUCCAAGUGGAGCACCCGAACCAAUGUCACCUUCCGGAAUCAGUGAGAACUACACCUUAGCCGACGUGCCGCGCUUGGCUGAGUACAGUGCCUCGCUGUAUGCCUCGAAUCCUGCUGAACACGCCCAUUAUGUUCAGUACUAUACAGAUUACUACACGUCCGAGAUAAAAAAGAAGAAGGGAGACACUCAGGUGACAGAAGCUAACUCCGGAGCUGCCGUGGCUCUAUCGGCUAUCCAACGCAAGCAGAAGAAGAUGAGCAACAUCGAGACCACGAUUACAGCAGCGGCAGCAGCUGCCGCCCAAGCAGCUGCUGAGGUGAAGGCUGCCUUUGCCGCCAAGAACGUAACUGCUCCAAGAGGCAACGAUGGAAAGGUCUACCCCGCUCCUGAUGUGUCCAAGUAUCAAUAUGAUGAGACUUCUGGCUACUAUUAUGACCCGUCCACGGGGCUAUACUACGACGCUCACUCGCAGUAUUACUACAACAACGAAACGGGAGCCUACCUCUACUGGGAUCAGCGAAGGAGCACGUAUGUCCUGGCCACACCAGCCUCCACGCAGGCAGCUCUGCAAGAAGUCAUAUCUGAGGCGGAACAGAAGGAGGAAGAAGCCAGAAAGGCCAAGGAAAAGGAGAAGGAGAAAGAGGGUGGCAAGCCCGACAAGGUCAAGGUGGCCAAGAAGAUAGUGAAGGACAUGGAGAAGUGGGCCAAGCAGCUCAACCAAAAGAAAGACUACACGGCUGUGGCCACUCCGCAGCCCAUACUGGCAGGAAAUGAAGGUCCCAGCACAUCACGUCCUGCCCAAGGGGCCUAUGCCGAUGUGGGCUUUUCAAUCCUUGAGAAAAAAGAGCGAGCCAAGCUUACGGACUACAUAGCGCCCUCAACAGCUCCUCCCGGAAUGAAUAAGCUGGUCAAUGCUUACGGUGGAGCAUCGGACUCAGAAGAGGAAAGUGCUCCAAACUUCCAGAACAACUCAACUUCAGCCGUAGCUGGUGGCGGUGGCUCUAGCGAAUUGGACUACGUGGACUUUCAGAAGCUUACUUGUUUGCUCUGCAAGAGGGCCUUCCAAUCACUGGACAUACUGCAGAAGCACUUGAAGAUGUCCAACCUACACAAAGAGAAUCUAGCCAAGCUCACCCAAAACUCCGGAGCUGCUUCUAGCGGGGAUGGAGGACUAUCCUAUCGAGAUCGGGCCAAGGAGCGGAGGCUAAAGUAUGGGGAAAGCGAUCCCCCUCCCCCGAAUCGUAGCAGGGAACGCUUCGAGCAGGAGAUCAAGACCUUGCAGUCCAGGCAAAAGGACGGCUCUGCGGCGCCAGCCAUGCCCAUUAGCUCCAGUAACGUGGGCAGCCGACUGCUCCAGAAGAUGGGCUGGUCAGAGGGACAGGGGUUGGGCAGGAAAAACCAAGGCCGCACCCAAAUCAUAGAGGCUGAUGGCCGUACAAACAAUGUUGGCCUGGGCAACCAGUCAGGAAAGAUGGCGCCUGGUAAUGACUACAAAUCCUACAUCAAGAAGAUGAUGAAGCAACGUUAUGAAAACGCCUAGGGCCACUAGGCGGUUCUCCAUUUAUACAUUUUAAGAUAAUAAUGUAAUAGGUUAUAGUUUGAGUUAUGAUUAGUAAAAUUCAUACUCUCAUUAUUUUGUAAAAAUUAUAAA